CUUGGUACCAUUCCCGCAACACGUCGACUCUUUCUUUUUCUUCCUUUCUGACCCAUCAUACAUUAGUCUUUCACAAUCUUCGGGAUCGACAUCACGAGUGGAGUAAAAAAGGCCAAAGGAUUGCGUACUACCCGUACCACCCGUGACAUACCUUUUAACCCCUUGUGGCCUGUAGGGGAUUGUUGGAACUCUGCCGGUAACUUGUCUACCGAUUCCUUUGUUCUCACCAUUCUCUUUCUGGUUACAACGAUAUAUCAGACGACUAUAUACAUACCGCGGGCGGCAAUAAUCUGGUUCACCAAUUGUCUGUUCUUUCCCCCCAAGCGAUCACCCUUUUCCCUCGUUCGUCAUCCGAUACAAGUGGGAAAACUACAUUAUCCCCCAAGCGCCCCAAGAAGUCAUUUGGACCGAUAAUCGGAUCAAUCUACGAUCAUCUCAUAUUCGAUUCACCAUAAUAUAUAUAGAUUUAUCAUCUGAUACAUCUUACACUCACCCACUCUUCACUUGUUUGUCACUUUUGUCACAUACAUCAAACAUAUACAUAUAUCCAACAACAACGUUCAUCUUUGUUCACAUCACCUAUCACUGACUCCGCCCCCGCGCACCCACGCCGAUCUCAAACUCUACUCGAAUCUUAGGAUCGUCUGCACGUUUACAACAAGACAUCUUUUUUAAGUUUACCUCGAGAAGUAACGCGACAACAACAUCCAGACACGAUGGGUUGGCACGAUAGUGUUCUUGCUGGUAAUUGGCUUACAGUCCGUUCUAUGGCUGAAAGAUCUGUGUCUCCUAUCACUUUGUUCAUCGUACAACUCUUCAUCAUCCUCGUCUUCACUCAAGGAUUAGGAUGGGCCUUUGGAUAUAUCAAACAACCUCGUGUCAUUGCAGAGGUCAUCGGUGGUAUAAUCCUCGGUCCCACUGUCUUUGGACGUAUUCCUCAUUUCUCAAAUGACAUCUUCCCUCCACCUUCCCUACCCUACCUCAACUUGAUCGCCACAAUCGGUUUAAUCCUCUUCCUUUUCCUCGUCGGACUCGAAGUCGAUAUCGGCGUUAUGAAACGUAAUGGUCGGGCUGCUGCUCUCAUAUCUGCAGCCGGUAUGAUCCUACCUUUUGGUGUGGGCGCAGGUGUAGCCGUGCCAGUUUAUCAUAAUUUCGUCAAUACCGAGAAAGUCUCCUUCGGUCAUUUCCUCUUGUUCAGCGGAGUAGCAAUGUCAAUAACCGCUUUUCCCGUCUUGUGUAGGAUUCUAGUCUCGACAAAACUUCUCGAUACCAAAGUCGGCGUCAUAGUUUUAGCCGCUGGUGUGGGUAACGACGUGGUAGGAUGGGUUUUAUUAGCUUUGACUUUAGCGUUGGUCAAUGCUAAAGCUGGCGUUACGGCCGUAUACGUAUUGUUGUGUGCAGUAGGCUGGGCCAUCGUCUUACUGUGGCCAAUCAAAAAAGGGUUUAGAUGGUUGGUACGUAGAAGUGGAAGUUUAGAACAUGGUCCAACUCCCGGAAUGAUGAUUCUUACCUUGUUGAUCGUGUUCGCUUCGGCUUUCAUAACGGAUAUCAUUGGCGUUCAUCCUAUCUUUGGAGGGUUCAUCGCAGGUCUCAUCAUUCCUCACGAAGGAGGUUUCGCCAUAGCUCUUGUGGAAAAGAUCGACGAUCUCGUUUCAAUGCUCUUCUUACCAAUCUAUUUCGUACUUUCCGGACUUUCGACAAAUCUCGGUCUACUGAACACUGGAAAAGAUUGGGGUUACAUCGUAUUACUCUGUACUGUCGCUUUCCUGGGCAAAUUCAUCGGUUGUGCCGGGAUGGCAUACAUACUGCGAUACCCGAUCAGAGAGUCAGGUGCUAUUGGGAUGCUUAUGUCUUGUAAAGGUCUUGUGGAGCUCAUUGUCCUCAAUGUCGGUUACCAAGCGGGAAUCAUUGACCAACGUCUUUUCUCAAUGUUCGUCGUCGAAGCCGUCGUCUUGACCUUCAUCACCACGCCAUUUACCCUUCUCAUUUACCCCGAGCGUGUCCGUUCCCGUGCCACUGCCGACCUCAACCCCGUCAGAGACCACGAGAAGGGCGAGAUGGCUCAACUCGCCGCAUCACUCGGUUCCCGUGAAAGAGACCCAGUAUCCCGAUUUCUCGUCGUCUUGCAGAAACUCGAACAUCUCGCUCCCCUUAUGCUCCUCACUCAAAUGCUCGAAUCGCCAUCACCCAAGACUAAACGCGCUCCGGGACAAAGCUCUCGUCCAUUAUCUAUCCCAAUCACAAUUGACGCUCUGAAGCUUAUUGAAUUAACCGGUCGUACUUUCUCUGUCAUGCAGUCCGCCGAGAAAGAUCAACUCCUUUUGACAGACGACGCCCUCCAACUAUACAGACAAUUUGGUCGUCUUCGUGGUCUUGAAGUGAACCCUCAUAUAGACAUAGUAGGCCAAGAUUCUUUUCCUUCUGCCGUAGCCGACUUUGCUCAAAAUCUUUCGACACAAAUGGUGAUCAUUCCAUGGACCGUACCCUCUGGUCCAUCUUCCGCUCUGUUAGAUCCUUCUCCCGCGGCGGCAGAAAGGGAAGGUAUCGUCCCUUCAUCUUCCUUUUCGCCAUUCGAUAGCGUUUUCGGUUCAGAAACACAAGGUUCACCCAUGUACACACAUUUCGUUCGAAGGGUAUUUUCCGAAUGUCAAGUUGAUAAAGCCCUUUUCGUCGAUAGAGGUUUCAGUGGGGGUGCGACUUUCGCUCCUGGAAGUGGCCAACAUAUCUUCAUGCCUUUCUUUGGUGGUCCGGAUGAUCGUCUGGCGUUGAAAUUUGUGGUACAGCUUUGUCAUCAUGCUAAUGUGACGGCAACGGUGGUCAAGGUAGAGAAAAGUGAGGAUUUGAGUGCUGUGAGUAGUUCUGUCAGUGGGAAAGUGGGAUUGGAGGAGAGUAUGGAGGUUCAUCGGGAGGCUUUGCAGAGAAAUCAAUUGACCGUUGGGCCUACAAGUACUACCUUCCCAGACUCUGCUAAUCGUCUCGCGUCCGAUACAGCCGACAAUAUCGCUUGGUCCUAUUACACCUCUCCAUCCACACUUUCCACUCGUCCCUCUUCCCUUGAAUCCAUCCUACGUCGUAUCUCAUUCUGCAACACCAAGUCCCCUUCUCCACUCUCCAUGACAUCCGAUUACGCCGAAUCUGUCCUUGCUUCCUCCCCCGGCCCGAUGUGGCGUCCCAUGCUCAUUGUUGCUGGUCGUGGACGAAGAGGAGCAGCCUUGAACCACUCGGACGAACUCAGUCGUGUACUCAUCGAACGUGGUCCCAGUCCCACCGUCGGGGCAGAGCUGAGGAAGACGGUUGGAGAUGUGGCGGCGGGUCUCAUGCUGGGGGGAGGAGCCGCGGGUAUGGCCAGUUUCCUCAGGUAGAAUCUACGAUAUCGGUCCUUUGAUGCGGACGGAUCAUGGUGGGAAGAUCUCCGAUUUGGUCGAAUUUUGUUGUACGAUUUGAAGGCGGAUUUGUACGACGCUUAGUUCUCACGAUGCACUGCUAUAUUGAUUCUCG
Molecule: messenger RNA, 3498 nt
Organism: Tremella mesenterica DSM 1558
Lineage: Eukaryota; Fungi; Basidiomycota; Tremellomycetes; Tremellales; Tremellaceae
Exons: 7
Coding region: 717-3362 (881 amino acids)
Biological process (GO): proton transmembrane transport
Cellular component (GO): membrane
Molecular function (GO): antiporter activity
Source: RefSeq, a predicted model, not a curated record